Molecule: messenger RNA, 773 nt
Organism: Capsaspora owczarzaki ATCC 30864
Lineage: Eukaryota; Filasterea; Ministeriida; Capsasporidae
Exons: 3
Coding region: 9-554 (181 amino acids)
Cellular component (GO): cytoplasm
Source: RefSeq, a predicted model, not a curated record
GUUUCAAAAUGAACGUUGACGAGAUUCUGCACAAGCGAGGCGAGUUCAACCCGAUCGACUAUUUUGCAAUACUCAACUGCGAUGCCAGCAGCAAUAAUGAUCAAAUUCGUGCCGAGUACCGACAAUUGGCGCUCCGCCUGCAUCCCGACAAGCAGCCUCCAGCCCGAGACACCGAGUCAAGCAACCCAUCUGACAUUGCAAGCACGGCAUCGGACGCACGAGCGGCUGCAGAACAAGCGAAAUCGAGCACGAAUGACCAAUUUGCCCUCAUUCAGCGCGCGUACCAAGUCCUGCUGGACCCGCAGCUGCGCUCAAAGUACGAGCAAUGGUACAGGAGUGGCCUUCAGCUUCAGUUUGAGUCGUGGCUGGCCCACGGCGACUCUGCGCACUCGUCGGUGCAUUGGCAAUCGAAGGCGCGCCCGGAACCUGCAAUCGAGUCGCACUCGGCUGUGCAGGAACGAUUGCAAUCUGCGUCCAAUCCAACACCAUUGAAUGAGAAACCUCAACGAUCGUCCGCCAGUCUCUUGCAACAGUUUCGCAACUAUCAAAUAUAGUUUGUGGAAUCAAAAUUGCGCGGCGAGCAUGCGGCGUCGAGGGAAAGCACUCGCUUUUCAAGGUGAGCCGCAUCCAGCUCGCUGUCAGCGCCCUUACCCCAGUUCGAAUCCUGCGCGAUAGAACUGCAACUUGAAAUGGGGAAAUAUCCACCAUCUCUUAUUCUGGCAAACAAUCGCCUUGUGUACAAGAGUAAAUGUAUUCAAAAAUGAUGAUACCAC